GCGCGCCCACGGGGAACGCCGGCCGUGCCGCGGACGGAACGGGCUGACACCGGAUCCAUCCCCGCCGCCAUGCAGCGAGCGCGCUGACAGUUCUGCGCCGGCUUCGGGCUGCUCCACGGGCUGCCUGCCGGGGGAAAGGUGCGGUGUCCUCACGGCCCCGCGGCGAAUGCGCCCUCCGCGAACGACGGCGCUUGUUAAGGAGCCCUCCCUGGCUCGGGGGUCAGGAAGAAGGAAUUCACCGGGUGGGAAUCGGGAGCAAGGAAAACGAGCCACGAGCGGGAGGAUCAAGCAGCAGCAGCUGAAGAAACCGCCCGGUGCCUCUCCUGACAGGCUGCGACGCGCAGCGCGGCGGGCGCUUGCAGACCCCCGCUGUAAGCGAAUGGGGCGGGGGGGGGAGCCCAGAGGCAUAAACAAGGAGCGCAGGACCUAAUUCCUUCCCCUCCCUUUCCUCACUGGCUUGCCCAGGCUCGCCAAUAAAUCCAGCUCGGCUAUACAUCGUGAUGGGAACGUGCUGCCAAGGAGGCUGCCUUCCCGUCACUGAGGAUGCUGCCUGCCCCUCACUGAGGAGGCUGCUGCCGCCGGGGCUGCCUGCACACCACUGAGCAGGCUGCUGCUGCCGCGGAGGUUGCCGUGCCCUCUCUGAGACAGCAGCGGCUGCCGCCGCCGAGCCUGCCGUGCCCUCAUUGAGGCGGCCGCCGCCGCUGCGUUACAGGCAGAGAUUGUGGCGCUGCGACAGGGGAGGACGGGGCUCGGCGCGCAGGGGGGCGGCGCGAGGAGCAUGCGCCGCCCGAGCCACUGACUGGAUCCUCAGCCAAGGUACCGAGGCAAAAAAAAAAAAAAAAAAAAAAAAGGAAAUAACCAAAAAAAAAAAAAAAAGGAAGAACGACGAAAAACGAAAAGGAUUGAGAGAAAGAAGAAUGAAUGACGGUGGAGGAGAAUAGAAAAGACCGCCAGGGUAAAGCAGCCCCGGUCGGCGGGAAGGAGCAGCUCUGGCAUGUGGGGAUCUCCGGCGCCAACAGAUAUUUUGAUGGCAUGACAAAUCAGAAAGAAGAGGAUGUACUGUAUGACUAGACACAAGAUCAGUUCUGUUUGUGGAUUACAUUUUCAGUAAGAUGUAUGGAUCUAUUUUUUCCUUGUUCUUAAAUAUAGAUCAUGAGACUUGACUGAGGCAAUAUACAUAUCAUCCAUCCAUCUAUGGCGAACUACAGCCAUGCAGCUGACAACAUUUUACAAAAUCUCUCUCCUUUAACAGCUUUUCUGAAAUUGACUUCACUGGGUUUCAUAAUAGGAGUCAGUGUGGUGGGUAACCUUCUGAUCUCCAUUUUGCUAGUCAAAGAUAAGACCUUGCAUAGAGCUCCUUACUACUUCCUGUUGGAUCUUUGCUGCUCAGAUAUCCUCAGAUCUGCAAUUUGUUUCCCUUUUGUUUUCACCUCGGUAAAAAAUGGCUCUACGUGGACGUAUGGGACUCUUACUUGCAAAGUGAUUGCCUUUUUGGGGGUUUUGUCCUGCUUUCACACUGCUUUCAUGUUAUUCUGCAUAAGCGUCACGAGAUACUUAGCUAUUGCCCACCACCGUUUUUAUACGAAGAGACUGACCUUCUGGACUUGUUUGGCUGUUAUCUGUAUGGUGUGGACUCUCUCUGUAGCCAUGGCUUUCCCCCCAGUUUUAGAUGUGGGCACCUACUCAUUCAUUAGGGAGGAAGACCAAUGCACUUUCCAGCAUCGUUCCUUCAGGGCUAAUGAUUCCUUGGGAUUUAUGCUUCUUCUUGCCCUUAUCCUCCUAGCCACACAGCUUGUCUACCUCAAGCUGAUAUUUUUUGUUCAUGAUCGCAGGAAAAUGAAGCCAGUCCAGUUUGUUGCAGCAGUGAGCCAGAACUGGACUUUUCAUGGUCCUGGAGCCAGUGGUCAAGCAGCUGCUAAUUGGCUGGCUGGAUUCGGAAGGGGUCCCACACCUCCAACCUUGUUGGGAAUCAGGCAAAACGCGAACACCACAGGCAGGAGGAGGCUACUGGUUUUAGAUGAAUUCAAAAUGGAGAAGAGAAUCAGCAGAAUGUUCUACAUCAUGACAUUCCUCUUUCUGACCUUGUGGGGUCCCUAUUUGGUAGCCUGUUACUGGAGAGUUUUUGCAAGAGGGCCUGUAGUACCUGGGGGAUUUCUAACGGCCGCUGUCUGGAUGAGUUUUGCCCAAGCUGGAAUCAAUCCUUUUGUCUGCAUUUUCUCCAACAGGGAGCUGAGGCGCUGUUUCAGCACAACCCUUCUUUACUGCAGAAAAUCCAGGUUACCAAGGGAACCUUACUGUGUUAUAUGAGGGAGCAUCUGUAAAUCUUUAGCCUUGUGAAACACUACCAUUCUCUGCUAAGCAAUUGUGGCCUGUAGCCAUGUCUUGAGAAGAAAAUCAAGAAUGGGAUGUCAGCAGCUGUAAGGAUUUGGGCAACAUUCUGCAGUCUCUGCAAUAGCUCACCUCUAAUCCUGUUUUAAACCUAAACAUGUUCCUGCUGACCACUGCUGAAGGUUUGUAAUUAAGAACAAAGGACUGAACUACUGCCCUGAAUUCCUUUAUGUGGUUGAAAUCUAGAUUAUGAAAGUAGCAGGUGCUAAGUAUCAGUGCUAAAUGCUGUGUAUAUCACUACAUAAAAUAAGAACAUCAAAAAGAUUAGCAUUGGACAUCUUAAUAAAUUAAGUUGAUAUGAGGUUAAUGUGUUGAUAAAACUAAUUUUAGACAUCUGAAGACCUUUAAAACAUUUCAUACAAUUAUUAUUUUGCAAAGACUGAAAACUGGGGACUCAAGUACUGUAACUGAUUAAAGAUGUGCCAUGCAUUAUUGGAUUAUCACACUUACAAAUCUGUUUGCCUUGUGAGUAAGUUUUGGGGAGCAUUCCAAAGCAGUAUUUUUGUUCAUAUUUUGACUUUAAUUUUUUUUUCUCCAAAUAUAUUACUCUUUCUAAUUACCAUUUUCCUUAACAGUGAAAUUACUAACAUUUAACUGUAUUCUGUGUUUUUUGCUGAUUUGGUAUAAAGUUUAAUAGAUUCUUAUUUAUAUUUUUUAAAAAGCUAGAUAUCAGUCUGUUAGGCAACGUUAAUGAUAAUAUCCAGUCAUAAUUGAACAGUUAUAAUUAUACAGAAUAAACACAUGUUGCCUUAAAGGGUUAUCUAGUAUCUUCCAUUUUGUUUAGCAUUGAAGCAAAUAAGCAAGGAAAAUUGAAUCAAUAACUCUGGUCAGUCAUUUGGGAGUGCAUGAAAGAUCACUUAGUCCUCUUUUUUCCUUUUUACUCCAAUGGUUCCCAAAAUCAAUAUGCACAUCACUGGGAUUAUCUGAUUUUUUUCUAGGUGUGCCGCCCUUUCUAGUUCGUUCUGAGAAACACAGGCAGUUGAUGUAUGUUUAUAUUUUAAGACAGCUGUCAUGGGGAGACCGCAGCCUUAGUAUGAUAUCUUGCACAAUUUGUGAAGCAUUUAUUCUACUGAAGGCACAGUCUUGUUUAUAUUUUCUGCACAUUUUGGUGUAUUGGUUGUUUUAAAUUAUUUAAGUUUUAACUUGUGAAAGCAUAUAAUAUGAUUUCUUAGUAUUUUAGAAAUACAUUAGAGUCUGUGAGUCUUUCCUUCUUUAAGAUACAGAUGUGUGGAUUUCAAUAUAAAGUUGCAUUUGCCAAAAUUUACCUGUGUAGCUUGUUAAUUUUCUUGGAAUAAAAUUUUACAUUUUUCCAGUUAUACAAUUAACCUUUUUUAUUUUGUCUAGUGAGCUAGCAUGAAGUACUGAGAAUGUAGCCAUUAUGAAUUAUUAUCCUUUGCAGUCACUGUAUUCCCAAACUGUAAAUGCAUGAAUGAUGGGGACCACAGGAUUGAUAAAUUAUAUUAUCUGCAGUAGCACUAUUGUGUAGUUUAUCAUAAUUACCCAUCUAUCUGUUCUAAUAUGUCAGUUAUAUUUAAAGUUACAACACAGUAUUUGACUUUAACUUCACAGUUUAAUUUUGGAAAAUGUGUAUAACUGAAGCACAAAAUCAUGAGUUUAUCAGUCAUAAAGAACACAUAUUUUUCUUAAUUUUGGCAGAGACAAGACUAGAGGUCUUAAUUCAGUAUUGGUAUAUCUUGUCCUUUGUUGUAGUUUUAUGACCAGCAAGUUAACGUAUACUUACAUGAGCAGCAGUCAAUAAUGGAAAUGCUUAAAUUUGUAUGAUAACAUUAUACAAUAUUAUAUGCAACAAUUCAGACAGUUGUGUGUCUGUAUGUGAUCAGACAACUUGAUCAAAGAUUUGGUGAGCAAUCUGUUUGACCUCACUUACACUUUUAUACUGAGGUUGAGUAGUUGAGAGGCAUGGCUUUAUAUACUGUGUUGAAACAGAAAAAUUGCUAAAAUAAUGAGUCCUCAUCAGUAUAGGAAUGUUUCAGAACGUAAUUUGAAAUGGGACCAAUAAACUUCUACCAAAAGGACAUUUUUAUUACACUGAAAAAGGCUUUGAAAUUAAGGUAGUUAAGCAAUUGUCAAAGAUAGAAGGAGUGAAUAAAAACUGAAUCGUAUGUUGAGAAAAAUUCUGAAAGUCAUCCCACUUAAGUUUAUUAAAAGGUUGAUUGGCAAUAACUUCAGUCUAAUUUCUUUAAAAUAGUAACCUUUACAAGGAACAUUGAUAUUACAUAUUGUAAUAAAGAAGUACAUAUAAAUAAAGUUGUAAAUAGUAUAUAGUUGUAGAAGUAGUCAGUUCUGAGGAUUAGCCAGAAAAUUUUCAACUAUGAAAUUUCAAAAGCUGCAAAUCUGGGGCCUGACCUAACUCUCAAUAAAGUCAGUUGGUGUUUUCCCAUUAACUUCAUUUGGAGUAGAAGCAGGCCCUAGCAUUUCUAUAGUACUAUACUUCUGAAAUACUAAGAAGGCUGUAUUUACUAUGCAGUGGGAAAAGAAAAAAAUUAAAUUAUUUCCCUGGAAAUUUUGCAAGCAGCAACUGAUGUAAAUUAAAAUAAUAAACAGUAAACAAGUCUGAAAGCAAAUAUUUUGCUAAAUGUUUUUCUUUUGAUAUGAAUAUGAUUCCUUUGGCUAUAUGACAAUGCUGUAUUGCUACCUGAGAAAGGGCAGAUACUUUUCAUUAAGUGGAUUUUUAGAAUUGUACCAGUAAGAAAUCUUGUGACAAAGUAUUUAGUUUUAUUUUUUCUCCAGUGUUAAAAGGACAAGGGGAUGUUCAGUGAAAUUAAAAGCCAACAUAUAAAGUAACAUUUUAUACAAAUUUAUUACUCAGUGGAACACACUGGUAGGUGAUGUCAAGUAGUUUAGAGAGAUUCCUACAAAAGCUGUAUGUAUACAUGAAUUAAAUCUGUGCUUGCACUUUUUGCCAUCAGUGUCAUUUUGAUCCUAGUCAGCAUAUCAAAACUAAUGUAUUAAGGUAUAAAUUCAAAGGAGCAAGAAGGUUCAUUCCAAUUCAGUACACUGUUGUGUCACAGUAUGAAAAGCCUUUUGCUUUCAUUUUAGUACAGGAGUUAAGCUAUUGCCAAAGCUAGAAUACAGGACUAGUACAUUAGUCCUUUCUUUUCAGAACAGCAAAGAAUAUCAAACUAUUUUAUGUGUGCAUUGGUCUUUAAUGUUCAUGGGUAAUGUGAAGUCAGAAGCUUUAAUUUUCUGGUGAGAGACAAAAAAUACCACAGAUCUCCUGAUGAAAAAAGCUGUCUACUCCUGUUCCUUUCCUGCCCUCUGUUGCCACACCAGUCCUUCAGCAGCCUUUCCAUCAAUCUUUUUACAAGAGUGAAUGUUUCAUACACUGAGUAUUGUAUUUCUCCUGCUCCUUGAGAAGUUUCUCAGCCAUUCCUCCUCCCCAGCAGAUAAGCUCCUGCAGCAGCUUCCCAGGGUUUGUCAGUGUCUGGGUUCCCUUCCUGAGGAUGGAGAGGGACUGCCAGUUCCUUCCAGCUGCCUUUGUAGUUCAUGGAUCUUCGGGCACUUGGCCAGCAUGCUGUGUGUCUCUGUCUUUUGGCUUUUCAUGAAGUAGAUGCUGUUAAAAAUGAGAAUGGGGAGGGGGCAGCAGGAAACUACUUUCCCUCUCACAAAUUUUUCACAAGGAAACCACUGUUUUUGUUGCAUUGCCCAAGCUCGUAUUGUAUUUUAAAAGCAUAAUCAGUGUUAAUUACCUUCUAAAUAAAUAAAAUAUACAGUUAGCCAAUUAGGUAAAAGUUUUUGGUACAACUAUAGAGUCUUAUUAUAAAAUGGCUUUUUGUCAGUCUCUAGGCCUUGGGGGAAGAGGAGUCCACUCUCUGUCUGCUUUUAAGUGCAUUGUGUUUGUUCACUUGUUUUGCUUUUGCUUUGACUUUCAAGCAUCUCAACAUUUUAUUUUUAUUAAUAGGAGUCCAGUAUUUCAUCUAGUUGUUAUCACUCAUGGAUUUAAAAAUUAACAUUAAAGGGUACUCUGAUGACUUUUGAGGUGAGUUAGGGAGGUGUUUUGGCAAGUGAUUGAUUUUUAGCAAAUGUUCAAUAAACCUGUGGGCUGCUGGGUUCUUCCAUAGUUGCACAGUUACAGAGUCAGUUCUUAAUUAUUGAAACUAGCAAUGGAGUAGACUAAUGCACAUAAAGCUAACAUGCAGGUAAUACAAAGCAUGUCCACGUUGGAUAAGAACUUCCUAUGUGCAUUACAUUUAUCAAGGAAUAAAGUCAAGUAAAGAGUGAGAUCAGAAAUUCAAAGAAUAAUGGUGGGUGUUUUUCCCUUUUUUUCUGCUUUGUUUUAGCAUAGCACUGCUAAUCUGCAACCUGGGUUACACACCCACAUACAACUGAGAGUUGCCUGUACAAUUCUGAAUAGCAUAUAGGCAUCUUCCUUUAAGUUUAUAUUCAUUGAGAGCUGUAUGAGUGCACACUACUAAUCUGAUUGACUUUUCAGAGGAAAGAGAAGGCUCAGUCUGAGAUACUGUUUUUCAAAAUUAAAAUUCAAUAGAAUUUCUCUGCUUUUGUAUACUGAAGUGAUUCUGAGUGUGAAGAAAUCAGUGAUUUAAAUCAGCAAUGAUCAUAAGUAUACUCUGGUCAUGACCAUUAAAAACAGGACAAGAUGACAUUUUGCAAUGCAUGUGUCACAAAUCAGAGUUUGAUAUUACAUACCGAGACUUUGUGUGAGUGGGCUGAAAAUAGUUCAUAUUUUUCUUUUAGAAAAAAGUAUGAUGAAGCUAUCCAUUUAAAUGGAUAAAGUUUUUAAUAGCCAGUGUGGAAAAAGAAGGCUGAACUUUAAAAAUUGCUCAUUAUAAAUAGCAAACAGUUUUGGCGGUGUUUUUGUUCAACUGAACUGUGUAAUUAUAUAAGUAUAUGAUUACCAAAGGAGUGUCACAGUAAGUUAGGUUUUUUAGUAGUCUAGAAAGGAAAUAAGUAACAUCUAUCUUCAGACAAUUGAAAUUCAUUAAUUACAGUCAUCUAUAUGUUUUUAUAAAAUUUAGAUUAAAAAAUAAUUAUUUACAUUGUCUAUACUUAUUGAUUUAUGUACUUAAAGAACAAUGUAAAGCUUUAGACAUUGAGUUGGCUGAUGCAGCCCAUUGAAAGACUUCUUUGUGGCACAAGUUUUGUACUGUGUUUUGUAUGUAAUAUAUGUAAUAAGCACAAGAGAUAUAAAACCAGAUAUUAUCUGAUAUCAACUUCAAACUGUGCUUUAGGUACAAAAUUUCUCCCAGUGUUAGGCAAAUGACUGUCUCCAGAGAUUAUUCAAAAAUAUUCUGUGCUACUUCACAAGAAUUCUACUUCACCUUUGUUAAAGAGCAGUCUGGUUAAAGAUGUGUAUUUAUUUUCAUUCUAUAAACAUCAAGUUCAGGCAUGCUCACAUCCUUAUGCAAAUUGAAGAAAUUGCUAAAAAUAGAAAGUUUUGCACUAUAAUAAUCAUGGUGGAUCAGAUUCUUGAGAUAGUAUUAAAGGGUGGCACCGAUACUUAAUGACUACCCUAGGCAGAAGGUGGAAGGAUGCAAAAAAGUAUUCCUCCCUGUUUAGGAGCCGUUUAAAAUACUGCUGUUGUCCCAUAGUGAAACCAUCUUCUGUGGAACUGGCCCAGCACAGGCCUGCAACCCACUCCAUGUUGAGUUGAAUCAGGACGUUGCACAUACUCUGAGUACUCAUGGGAGAAAUUCAGCAUUAGCAGAGGUCAGAAAUUCCUAGACUAUGUUCAUAGGCUGCAGACAAGUGAUAGAUGCUUAUCUCCUCAAAACAGAAGUCACAGAAUAAACAGAGGCCAAGACAUAAAUGCUAUUGUAAACUGCUUGGGAUUUCAUGCCCUCUUGGCCCCCUCAGAGGUCACUGAGAAUACCUGUUUCAUUAUUUCAUUCUUUGUUUGGGUUUUUGUUUGUUUGUUUGUUUGUUGAGUUGUUUUGAAAAUACAUGCCAUCUCAGUUGCUCUAUUCCAUCCCACCCAUUGCCAGUUGAACAUUUGAUGUAAUGCUUAAUCAAGUCUGUAUAUUCUUUAAAAUAUGUGUCUAAUAGUGAAAUGUGUUUGUAGCUUUGCACUGAUUAUGCAGAUAUGUAUUACUGUUUGUUCUUGCUCAUUUCCAUAAGCAUUUCUUGUGUUUCAAACACACAAAUCCUAUUUUUGAAAUGAAUGCAUUCGACAAUCA
Messenger RNA from Catharus ustulatus (Swainson's thrush), 8543 nucleotides. It is a transcript of the gene GPR85, whose product is annotated as G protein-coupled receptor 85. Gene Ontology annotation, biological process: G protein-coupled receptor signaling pathway. The transcript has 2 exons. Gene Ontology annotation, cellular component: plasma membrane. Gene Ontology annotation, molecular function: G protein-coupled receptor activity. Lineage: Eukaryota; Metazoa; Chordata; Aves; Passeriformes; Turdidae. The record is from RefSeq and is a predicted model, not a curated record. The coding region runs from base 1195 to 2307 and encodes 370 amino acids.